CGACCAAUAGCAAAGAUGAAGGGAGGUGACGUCAACGUGGCUAGCAUACCACCGCUGUAUGCCUGUAAACUUGUCCCAGCAGGCGUAAGAAGAAACCGUAAAAGAAAGAAGAUGGCGAGAGGCGGCCGCAGCUUACGCAGAGUAGCAGAGUAUCUGAAGCAGUUACCGAGCACAGGGAGCCGGGAAAUCCAGGCCAGGAAUAAUGUCAGAUACCUGUCGUCAUGUGGCAUCCUGAUGACGCGCGUGCCUCCUCUGCUGGGCGGAGCCAUGUCCGGUCGGCCCAUCGUCCUGCCGACACGCAGCUUCUUCAACCUCACUGGCUCCCUCUCCAAGAGGAAGGAGUAUUCAGAAAGACGCAUCAUUGGGUAUUCCAUGCAGGAAAUCUAUGACGUUGUGGCGGAGGUGGAAAACUACCGCCACUUCGUUCCCUGGUGUAAGAAGUCGGACGUUGUGUUCAGGCGCUCCGGGUUCUGCAAGGCCAAGCUGAUGGUGGGCUUCCCCCCCGUGGUGGAGAACUACACCUCCCUCGUCACGACGGUGCGACCCCACCUGGUCAAGGCGUCCUGUUCAGACGGGAAGCUGUUCAACCACCUGGAGACGGUGUGGCGUUUCAGCCCGGGCCUCCCUGGUUACCCUCGGACCUGCACUGUGGAUUUCGCUAUCUCCUUCGAGUUCCGCUCCCUCCUCCACUCCCAGCUCGCCAACGUCUUCUUCGACGAGGUGGUGAAGCAGAUGGUGUCGGCGUUCGAGCGCCGCGCCUCCACGAUACACGGCGCCGAGACGCCCAUCCCCCGUGAGCUGAUGUUCCACGAGGUCCACCACACGUAGCACCCGCCGCCGACCUCCCACCCCCGUGGCCCCGCCCAUCAGCUUCACACGACAACACAAGCGAAACACGACGCCAAAGAGCCAGAGGACCGCCGCCCCGCGCAGUGCCUUUCCCACAGCAGCGAAGAACCUGUCAGGAAGCGGCUGCCAGCCGUAACCAUAGAGACGGAGCAGCCCGCUCGUUUUUAAAAAGAAUAUCUGCAACUCCGUUUAAACCGUAAUGCUGUCACGUCUGACGAAGCACAUCAGGAAAUCCAGCUGGAGCCACGGAAUGGCUAGCAUUUUAGCGUUAGCAUUUCAUAAAACUUUUCACUGAUCGCCAGCUGUUUGUUGAACACUUUUCUACAUGAAGUGGCCUUCUUCCAAGUGAGCCUUUUCUGGUUCCAGCGCGUCGAACCGGAGGAUUUGUUGCUUGUCUUUGUCAAAUCGGAUUGUGAAAGUCUCCGUUAGAGGAGUUCUGAAUAAAUCAACUCGUUGAGAGAAGUUGCACUGAGCGACGCUAGCCGGGCGUUGGGAUUGGUCUGAUCGAUUGGUUUUUAGGGAAGUUUUUCUAUAGUUCACUAUGAAGCAUUUUCUAACCUCUAUUUAUAUGGAAAUACAAAGAGGAGCAUUAGAACGUAUUAGAACAUAAAGAAGCUAAAUCUAAGAGAUGUAAAGCAAAAGUGAUGAAUAUAAAUCUAAUAUAGUAAGCUAACAUAUUAUAGAAACUAUGUAGAAGGAGAGCUCCCUAUGGGAGACAUGCCAGUUGGUACUGAUGCUUGUAAAACAGGGGUGUCCAACGUGAGGCCGGGGGGCCAUUUGUCGCCCUUGAAAUGCUUCUGUUUGGCCGAAUGGAGAAAAUUCAUGACUUCUUGACAAUUGAUAAUGAAAUCAAAUCAUUGAUUGAUUGAAUGGAAAAUAUGGAAAAAUGUGGAAGUUAUUACUUUGAAUAAAGCAACAGUCCAAAGUCCUUUUAAUGUUUUAGAUAUUUUAAUGAUAUACAAAUAAAAAACAAAUUGUGUUGUUGAGCUAGUGAAACCAAAACUAAAAAUGACAAAGCAGUUUUUUCAUUUCUGAUUGAAUGUUUAAAUUUGCCAGUUUUGGUCCCCCGAGGGCAAAAGUUUGGACACCCCUGUUGUAAAAAGAUCAAUGAUUUAUAGAGGCGAGCUGAAGGGGAGCUGCAUCAGCAGGGUCCAGGUGAGGCGUUCAGGUGCCUCAGGAAUCUGGACGCUCCUCUGUGGUCGCUUCAACUUUAAAGGGCACAAAAACAAAAUGUGAUCCCACAGGUCACGCAGUCAGAACACGACUCAUAUACUGUACCGUCAGGUCGCUAUGGAAACGGUUAUUUCACUUUUACGUUCCCCCUAACGUAGCGUUGCGUUUGAAUAAAUAAAUAAAGGUAAAAUUACGUAGUUAGACCAAGCGAGGUCUGACAUUUUGGACAUAAUUCAAACAUUUUCUGACCAGUAGUUUUCAAAAACUGUCCUCCAGACUGCUCAGAUUAUAAGUUAUUCUUUCCAUUAUUUAUCUGAAAAUAUUUUUGAGUUUUGACUUUUUUUUUGCUGUCACCAAUAUAUGAUGGCAUAUUAAGGGCAUUGUAUAGUUAAUAAAAAAAACACACAGGAAUUUUGAGAUCAAUCUCAAAUGUUCUAGAAAAGAACUUGGAAAUUUCUAAGUUUGAAAAGUCGAAAAUUUUUAACUUUUAGAACUCAGAAAAUGUCUGAGACUAAUCUAAAAAAUUCCAGCGUUCAUUAGUAAAUUUAUUUCUCCCCCCCUUUCUCUCUUCUACCUACAAUGGUCCUAAUAUCUUGUCUCACUAAUGAUGGCAGAUAUUUAUCUUUUUUCAGUAGCUCGACUCCCAAAAUCAGGUUUUAUUUUUACACAUAUUCUACUCAUCAGGAGCUCAUCAGUGCAGUUUCAGUAUUUGAUCAUUAAUCUCAGUGGGUCAUGGGGAAAACGGAGCGAUUCCGUUCUCAGAUGGGGGGGAUGGGUCCGCGUCCUGGGACCCGGUUCAGACCGGUCCGGAUGUUUCCAGCUCACCUCAUGUUGGCUGCUGUUUGCUCAGCCUCCAUGAACCAGCCAGAUGUUCAAGGCUGCGGCGCCUUUAGUCUGGCUCAGCUCGGUAAACAGAGACACGCUCUCAUUAACCUCUGCUCCUCCACGCUUCCAGCUUCCAUUGAUGUCUGGAACUGAUCAGAUGACGAACCAUGUGUGCUAUUAAUAUUAUUCAAUCAGGAGACGCUUGGUGUAUGUUUUCAGAAUGAUUCACAUCAGUAUUAUUGGGACAGUUUGUGUGAAGUUGAUUCAAAAGGGAUGAAACUGAGGAAGGGAAGCCAGAUAUGAGACUCAAGCUGCUCUCAAAUUAAAGUUGCAGUAUCUAACUUUUUUUUUUUUUUUUUUUUUUUAAAAAGCGUUUUACAUAUUUGUUAAAAUUAGUAUGAGUCAGAUAAUCUGAGAAAAGAUCUUAUCCACGUCCUUCCUGAGCUGCUACUGCUGACUGAAGAAAUGCUUCACUCCUGACCAAAAACAACCAAUCAGAGCCCGGAGGAGGGGCUUAGUGCUGUCAGUCAAACUUGUGAAUGUUCUGCUACAUGUGCUAAUGUCAGAGAACUGUUUAUCCACCGUCAUUGGUGGGUAUGCUAUCUAACCUUAGCAUUGAGGACAACCUCUGACAUUGAAGUGUGGCAGAGAAUGGAGUGAUGGGGUGAGUUUUGCGCAUGAUUGACGGCACUAAGUCCCGCCUCCUUUCUCUGUUUGGUUGUUUCUGGUUAGCACUGGGAGAAGACGGAGGAUAUUGAUUGAUUUCUUUUCUCCAGAGAUUGUCUCUCGUACUGUACUGCCACAACAUGGUGACAGUUUCAUGUAACUUAUAAAAUUAUUCCAGCUUUAAUGACUAAACGGAAGCAUAAAGGAACAAAACGAUUAAUGUUCAUUAGAUUUGGAAGUUUGAUUCCGUGGUCGGCCCGAACGUCCCAACAGGAAGUUGUUUCCAUGACAGUCUCAACUGUCCUGCCCACUCUGUGCCUCCAGGCCUGCUGGCUGCAUAUUUAUCUCCAGUGUAAAGGAACAUCAUGGUCAUUAUCUCCUAUUUAUUAUUUAGUUUUACUGAUAAAUGGUCGUCUGUUUUACUUGUAGCUGAUGGUUAACAUUUACACAAUGCAAACAUUUCAAUCCUGAAAGGUAUCUUUUUUUUUUUUUUUUUUUUUUUUUUUUGCACAGCAAUGUUAUCAUCUCCUCUUUGUCAGUUUAUUUUUUUUAUUUUUAUGAUCGCCUUCAUUGCUUUAUUCAGUUUUAUUGUGGCUGGUUGUAAAUGUUAACUCAGGCAGCUUCAAGUGUCAGUUUGUAAAUAUUAGUUUGAACAUCUGAGGAAGCUGUACUCUGCUUUUUAGAAGAGGAUGGAGACUGGUGUGUGUGUGUUUGUUUUUUUUUUCUGGAAAGGUCUUUGUGUGAUAAUGAUGUCUGUGUUUUCAAAGUCUUCAGACGAUGUACCAACUGCAUGAUGUAUAAAGUACUUUUUUUUCUAAAAAACAAA
Molecule: messenger RNA, 4339 nt
Organism: Gambusia affinis (western mosquitofish)
Lineage: Eukaryota; Metazoa; Chordata; Actinopteri; Cyprinodontiformes; Poeciliidae
Gene: coq10b
Product: coenzyme Q10B
Exons: 5
Coding region: 16-828 (270 amino acids)
Biological process (GO): cellular respiration; ubiquinone biosynthetic process
Cellular component (GO): mitochondrion
Molecular function (GO): ubiquinone binding
Source: RefSeq, a predicted model, not a curated record